Messenger RNA from Amphimedon queenslandica, 864 nucleotides. RefSeq names its product pre-mRNA-splicing factor syf2-like. The coding region runs from base 25 to 813 and encodes 262 amino acids. The transcript is spliced from 6 exons. The record is from RefSeq and is a predicted model, not a curated record. Gene Ontology annotation, cellular component: post-mRNA release spliceosomal complex; Prp19 complex; catalytic step 2 spliceosome. NCBI's taxonomy places the organism in Eukaryota, Metazoa, Porifera, Demospongiae, Haplosclerida, Niphatidae.
UUUAGGCGUGGCAAUUCUAUAAAAAUGGCGUCUUGUUCAUUAGUUCUAGAUGGUAGAGAAAUUGAACAAGAAAGCGAGGGAAUAGAGGAACAAGAAGAAGAAGUAGAAGAGGAAGAACAAUCAAGAGAAGUUCAAGAUAAUUCCGAGACUGUUUCAUCUGGAAAGAGUGAAGAGAGGUUAAAAAGGUUCAGGGAACUACGUUUAAGAAGAAAUGAAGCAAAGAAAUUGAAUCGCAAAGAAGUCGUUGAGGAAGACAGACGGAAUAAGUUACCAGCCAACUUUGAAAUACGUCGCCGUAAAGCAGAAUGGGAGGAACAGGAAGAGGAAUUUAAGAAAAAAGCUGAAGAAGCUGGUGAAGACUACAAACAACUCAAGUUACUUGAUGCCAGUGCUGAUGAACUGGACCGACUCCAACGAAAGCGUAAGAAGAAGAACCCUGACCCUGGCUUCUCAGAUUACAAAGAUGCUCAAUACAGACAGUACGAGAGGCUCAUCAAACAGGUUAAUCCUGAUCUUGAAUCGUACGAAAAGAAGAAACUAGAACUAGGAGAGGAGAUGUACCCCACUGCCAAUAGCUUAGGCUAUGGUGGACUGGGUGAAGUAUCUAAGGAAGGAAUGGACAGAAUGCUUAAAGACCUCGACAAACAAAUCGAAAAGAGGUCCAAGUUUAGUCGUCGGAGAGAGUUCAUGCAUGAUGCUGAUGUGGACUAUAUCAACGAGAGGAAUAGGGGCUUUAAUAGGAAAGCCGCUCGAUAUUAUGACAAAUACACAGCAGAAAUCAAAAACAACCUUGAAAGAGGAACAGCCAUAUAAUACUAAUAAUACCGUCCUUGUUCGUUCAUUAAUAAUAAUAAUUUUAAUUAU